This is a messenger RNA of Seminavis robusta, 414 nucleotides long. The record is from the annotation of a GenBank genome assembly. Lineage: Eukaryota; Bacillariophyta; Bacillariophyceae; Naviculales; Naviculaceae.
AUGAUGGGAGGUCAAAUGGGCCCAGGAAUGAUGGGCGGAAACAUGAUGGGAGGUCAAAUGAUGGGUGGUCAAAUGGGCCCUGGAAUGAUGGGAGGCCAAAUGGGCCCCGGUAUGAUGGGCGGCAACAUGCCCUCCCAAAUGGGCAACCUCCAACGUCUGCGGCAAAUGCAACAGAUGGAAUUGUUUGGCAGGCAAAUGAACCCCGUCCCAGUUGGCGGAGCCGGUGAAGAACCCUUUGGCCGCAUGGGAUCCUUCCGCCCGCAUUGUUAAGCUACACAGAGCUUGCUAUACUGGGGGAAAGGGUCUCACUGCACAAACUACUAUCAUAAUUCACAAUACAACACGAAAAGAGUAGUAUCCAUACUACGACCUACGACGGAGUAAUCAUUAAUAACAUUGUUCAUUUAUAAUUUC